AUGAAAAACAAUAAUAAUUAAUAAUUCAAGUAAGUCACUUUCUUAUUUCGUAAGUACAAAAUAGACUCUGAUAUCAAUUAAACCCUUUCCUCUUAAAGGUUUUCAUCUAUCAAUCCCUCAAUCAAACUGUUACCCAAAAUUCAACCCAUUCAAACACAUUCAUAGCCUAAUUCACCAGUGAAAGUUAAAUCACCCAACGUUAACUACCCCACUAUAACAGCCACAAAGAUGUAAAUUGCUAUAAUCGAAUAGAUGCACUAAACUAUUCGAUAGAAGCAUUUUGUUUAAUUAUCAAAUACUAAAAAUCAAAAGAAAUAAGAUAACUUUAGUUAGACUACACUUGAUGAAGAGAAGUUACUACAGUAUUUAAAUUGA
Messenger RNA from Paramecium octaurelia, 375 nucleotides. Lineage: Eukaryota; Ciliophora; Oligohymenophorea; Peniculida; Parameciidae. The record is from the annotation of a GenBank genome assembly.